UAAACAUCUCAUUCUCUGAUCUAUAUAAACAUCAGCCAGGUUAAGUAUGAUACAUUCCAUAUUUGCAUGCAAUUAAGUGCAUAUUCUCAGAAGAUCAUCCGAAAGAAAGUACAAAAUGACUUCAAAAGUAGUGUUCUUCCCUAUACUAAUCCUUUUGGCCGGAGGAGAUCUUGUUUUUAGAACAAAUGCUAGGCCUAGUCCGGACGAUGCUGCUGAUUUAGAGAAGAUAGGUUUCCAUGAUGACCAGAAAACCUUCUUCCACUACAAAUAUGGGUUUCCUCCCUACUAUGGGGGAGGUGUGGGAGGAGCAGGUGGAGGGUCUGGUUUUACGGGAGGCCCGGGUUUCGGUGGAGGUGGCGCUGGUUUCGGUGGCGGUUUGGGCGGUGGAGGCUUUCCUACACCCGACCUCGGCAGUGGCGGUCCAUCCGGUUUUGAGCCCGGGGCUGGGAGCGGGUUCGGGUCGAGUUUUGGCGGGUUUGGCGGUGGCCCAUCGGGUUUCGGGGGCGGUGCUGGGGCUGGGUUCGGGUCUACCGUUGGAGGCCUCCCGGGAGGCUCAUCGGGUUUCGUACCCGGUGGAGGCGGUGGUGGGAUGGGGACUAACUUUGGAGGGUUUGUUGGAGGCUCUUCUUCACAGUUUGGGGGUGUAGGAGCAACUGAAGGUCCAUUUGGUACAAGACUUGAAGCUGGCCUCGGCGGUGGCGCCACCCCUGCAGACGACAACGCCAGCAGCGACACCGACAGUAAGACGCCCCCUGCCGCAGAAGUAAUCGGCGAUGGGAUGUAGACUUCACCUAUUGAUUUAUAGAUAUAUAUCUCCACAUGCAUGAGGACAAUAGGAUUUUCUAAUUUGAUUUGAUCUCAAGGCAAAUAAUUUGGAACAAUAUUAAUUAUUUGUAUUAGUACUGUAAUAGGCAACCAACAACCAAGCGAAUUUCAUUGUUGCUGUGUCUUUUUAAGAUGUUUAUAAUUAAUGUAACUAGCUGGCUAGCUCUACAUAUAUUAUGCACUUCAAUGAAUGGAAGUUAAGUUUAUUACUUGAAUAAGUUUUACUACUAUAUGUUGUUCAAUAUAGAUAAUAGAUGCAGACUAAAGAUGUAG
This is a messenger RNA of Cuscuta epithymum, 1098 nucleotides long. The record is from the annotation of a GenBank genome assembly. Lineage: Eukaryota; Viridiplantae; Streptophyta; Magnoliopsida; Solanales; Convolvulaceae.